CGUUAGUAGAACGCAAGCUCUUGAGUUGUACAGAGUAAAAAAUUUCAUAACUUAAAAACGCAAAGAAAGAAGAAAAUUUAAAAUGCACGCGAAAAUAAUCUUGUUUUUAACUUUGAUUAUUUAUAGCCUUUUUGCCUGCAGUCAAGCUGAACGACCAGCUCACUGCCUACUGGCUCAUCCGAAAGGUUACGGCCCCUGCGAUAUGCUCAUCACUGGUUUUUACUACAAUGCGGAACGAAACGUGUGCGAGCAAUGGUCCGAGGAUGGCUGCGGUGUAGGAGGCGGGCAUUCAUAUGAUUUUAAAGAGGAUUGUGAGCGAGAAUGUAUUGAGAGAAAUUAAAAUAUUUAUGUAAUUUUAAUUGAUUCAUACUCGUGUAAAGAGUACAAUCACUGAGUAAAUACUUAUUUUAAAUUGUUUGUCUUAAAGAGAACCCGUAAUACUAAACAUGAAAAAAUUCCAAUGAUUUACAUUAAAAAAAAGUCUUAAGUAAAUGAUCUUCGCAAUAAAAACCAAACAAUGUC
This is a messenger RNA of Rhagoletis pomonella (apple maggot), 522 nucleotides long. Its product is annotated as PI-actitoxin-Afv2b-like. The transcript has 2 exons. Bases 83 to 340 code for a protein of 85 amino acids. NCBI's taxonomy places the organism in Eukaryota, Metazoa, Arthropoda, Insecta, Diptera, Tephritidae. The record is from RefSeq and is a predicted model, not a curated record. Gene Ontology annotation, molecular function: serine-type endopeptidase inhibitor activity.